This is a messenger RNA of Drosophila busckii, 1051 nucleotides long. RefSeq lists its product as uncharacterized. The transcript has a single exon. The coding region runs from base 54 to 1010 and encodes 318 amino acids. NCBI's taxonomy places the organism in Eukaryota, Metazoa, Arthropoda, Insecta, Diptera, Drosophilidae. The record is from RefSeq and is a predicted model, not a curated record.
AAGGCUUUGAGAUUUCUCUCCGCUUUCCUAUCUGCUGCUAGUUUGCUUCAGCUAUGAACUUGAACAUUGCCAUCAAUUAUGUAAUUGUAAAUGCAACAAAAAUGAGCUGCCACUGCCAAGACAAAUAUAAAAGGCAUCUGUUGUACGAAGAUAAGCAACAAACACUACUGCAGCAAUGGACGCAUAAUCUAAGUGACAUUACACAGCCACAUCAACAUGCACGUCGCAUCUUCCGGCAGUUGCUGCAACAUCAGCUAAAUGUACACGGCUAUCUAAGUGAGCCCUUCAUCAAUCCAAGCAACCUAAAUUGUAACAUGGAAGAAUUGCUGUUUCAAACCAAAAAUGUGCCAGCUGUGUUGCCGGAUAUUGAGAUUUAUGAUGCAGAAAGCAGCGAUACGCAGUCCAUGGAACUGCACCGCGAACUGAAGAGCGAGCAACUGAAUCUCAAGCGGCAGUUGAAUACGUUGCAAUUGCAUUUGACUACAUUGCAAAUCGAGUGCAAGCACUUGGAGCAGCAGUUGGAAAAGAUGCAACAGCAAAAAGAGCAGAAGCAAGAAUUCAGUCAACAAGUUAAGAUCAUGGUGUUGCAGUCAUCAGAGCAAGCAAUCAGCGCUCAAAAGCCUGGCGAAUUUCCACAUCGUUUUAUGACGAAAAUCUUUGCUUUAUUUAAUGAAGACGAGACCUUCAAGGCACACUGCCAGGACAUUGAUGGCGAGCUGGCAAAGUUGAUGCACAAGCUCUGCGUGCAAGCGAAUGAUGCCCAUGAGCAAGCCUCCAAGUUGGUACGGCGCAAAAAGCUGAAGGACUUGCGUGCCAAGCUAAUAAAGAAAUAUGAAAACAAAGUUGCAAAACGGGAGCAGUCACAGCAGCAACAUGUGCUGGCGCUCAGGCAGAAGUGCUUUCAACUUUUGCAAGAUUUUCUCACCCAGCGCUGCAGCAAUCAGGAAUAUCUAAAGUCAUACUUUGUUGACUUAUCAGCCUUAUACGAAGAGGAAUCGGAAAAAUUAUAAUCUAAUAUAUUUCUUAAGUUUGCAAAAUAAAGCGAGCUAAA